AGUUUGUGUUUCCGGUAGAUGGCGGUUCUCUCCUUUUCUUUCUCUCUCUUAUCGCGCUUCCGUUUCCGCAUUUGGAUCUGCCUCGAUUCCCUCAAUACCAUUCUCCUCGCUUUUUUUCAUUGAUCUUUUUCUUUCUUUCAGUACAUUUAUCCAUUCUAAUUCCUCCACCAAUCUUUCUUCUUUCUCCUUAUGUUUUUUUUUUUGGUGGUCGUUCAGAUUUUUGUCAGAAUUUUGGCUCUCCAGAUCUGUUUUGCGUACACUACUAGUGCUGUUUUCAGUACAUUUAUCCAUUGAAAAUUUUCUCUUGUUUUACGUUUACGAAACAGAGUUAUUGUUUAUCAAUCAGCUUACAGUCAUAACUCAACGCUGUUCUGUUUUUAUUCAUCGUCGUACAUCAUCCAAUCUGAAUUUGACCAAGCUCGAUACUUGACGAUUUGAGAUUCUGGAUAAUGGUCACAGUUAAUCUGGGAAUUCUUCAUUAUGUGUUGGACCACGUUUAUGGUGCAUUCAUGCAUCGAUCGAGGAUUAGCACCCCCUUUUUCUCGAAAGGAUGGGGUGGCACCAAACUUGACAUGCUCGAGAAAAUGAUUAAGCAGUUGUUCCCAGAAAUUGCAGGACAAAAUUGGCCUCCCGUUUUGAUUCAACCCAUCUGGAGGACGAUUUGGGAGACGAGGACUGCUUGUUUGAGAGAAGGGGUAUUUAGAACCCCUUGUGAUGAUCAGCUGCUGAAUGCCUUGCCUCCUGAGAGCCACAAUGCAAGGGUUGCGUUUCUGGUGCCCAAGAAUGUUCCCCCGGGGAAGAUGGCUUGCGUGGUUCAUCUUGCAGGAACUGGGGACCAUACCUUUGAACGGAGAUUGCGUCUUGGUGGACCUCUGGUAAAGGAAAAUAUUGCAACCAUGGUACUUGAAAGUCCAUUCUAUGGACGAAGACGCCCUAUGCUCCAGUGUGGUGCCAAACUUUUGUGUGUUAGUGACCUUUUAUUAUUAGGAAGAGCAACCAUUGAAGAGACCCGAAGCCUUUUACACUGGCUGGAUGCUGAGGCAGGUUUCGGCAAGAUGGGUGUUUGUGGACUUAGUAUGGGAGGAGUACAUGCAGCAAUGGUGGGAUCACUUCACCCGACGCCUAUUGCAACUUUCCCUUUUCUAUCACCACAUUCUGCUGUUGUGGCAUUCUGUGAGGGAAUUUUAAAGCAUGGCACCGCCUGGGAAGCACUGAGAGAGGAUCUUGCAGCGCAGAAGGCUGCAAUGACUCUUGAGGAGGUAAGAGAGAGGAUGCGAAAUGUCCUAUCUCUCACAGAUGUCACACGCUUUCCAAUUCCCAAAAAUCCAAAUGCUGUGAUCUUCGUUGCUGCUACAGAUGACGGGUACAUCCCAAAACACUCGGUGCUGGAACUUGAGAAAGCUUGGCCGGGUUGUGAGGUGAGGUGGGUCACUGGCGGUCAUGUCUCAUCCUUCCUUCUCCACAAUGGCGAAUUCCGCAGGGCUAUUGUCGACGGCCUUAAUAGAUUAUCAUGGAACAAGGACACUCCUUUGUGACCGCCAACUUACAAGGAGUGCUCACUACUCCGACUCUCAUGAUUCAUCACUUUAUCCUUGUAGUUUUCAAUUGAAAUUGUCAAAUGGGCGGCUGAUUUUAGAGUCCCCAUUCCUUUGAAAGAAAAUGGAUUGUGAAAAGGGCUUGUAAAUUAAUUUGCCCAUUUUAAUUGGAAAUUUGUACAGGAAAAUUGAAAUAACUCAACCCCCAUUAGCAA
Neltuma alba is the source of this 1750-nucleotide messenger RNA. RefSeq names its product protein ABHD18. The transcript has 5 exons. Bases 450 to 1535 code for a protein of 361 amino acids. Lineage: Eukaryota; Viridiplantae; Streptophyta; Magnoliopsida; Fabales; Fabaceae. The record is from RefSeq and is a predicted model, not a curated record.